Molecule: messenger RNA, 1821 nt
Organism: Liolophura sinensis
Lineage: Eukaryota; Metazoa; Mollusca; Polyplacophora; Chitonida; Chitonidae
Product: protein FAM72A-like
Exons: 4
Coding region: 167-643 (158 amino acids)
Cellular component (GO): cytosol
Source: RefSeq, a predicted model, not a curated record
UCCACAGUGACGCGUUUAAAUGGUGAACAAAACGACACUAUGGCUGGAAUAGAUGCCUGUAUUUGAUUUAAUAUAAAGUAACAGGGCUGACAACAAUUUGUGAAGGUCAUCGUUAAGUGACUUCUUAGCAUAGAAGUAGUACUUCGAAAAAGCUCUUCAAGCAAACAUGCCAGAAAGUGAAGCAGAAGAAAAAACAGACUUUCUUCACCCCUCGUUUAGGAAGAAAAGCGUGUAUCGUUUGGAAUGUGGGUUCUGUGUAGCGAAUCUUUGUAGCAGAGGCAUGAGGGCUGUUCUCUUGGCGGACACAGCGACAGAAAUGUAUUCAACAGAUGAUCCGAUUAAGUGUUCUGUUGAAACAGUCGGAGAAUACUACUGUACAUCAUACUGUUCAUGUAAAGUGAAGGACGUUGCAUGUUUACAAUGCGGGAACAUUGUUGGCUAUCAUGUGUGUUUGCCAUGUAGACAGUGUUUGCUCUCUUGCAAUAAUGGUCAUUUCUGGAUGUUUAACAGUGAUGCUGUUUCUUCCUUUGAAAGACUUAAUAGUAGAGGAAAUGAAAUCCAGACAUGGGGAACGUUGCCGAGUGCUAAAGGAAAAGAUGAUUUAAUUAGUGAUUUAACUUUUUUUGAGGAAUGUUUACGCUGAUGAUACCUACACCAAUUGUUUUAUUGUUCACUUAUAUUUCACUGUUACAUGUAUGUCCAACAUAAUCAAACACUGGCUGUUAAGUUUUGCUACCAUUGACCUUUUUCCAAGCAGAUAAAAAGCUUUCAAUAGACUCUGUACUGUAAAUGCACAUAAUAAAGUUACCAGUAACAUGUGUGAGAAGUAUAUACACAUAACGUUACUUGCUAGAACAGAACAGUGGGUAGUGAAGUGGACAGGCAUAGCCUACUUGGAUGUCCAACUAGUUGGUUAUACCAUACUUCAUGCCUCUCUACUGUAUAUGGGGGGCCUCCGUGGCUCAGUCGGUUAGCGCAGCGUAAUGAUCCAGGAGCCUCACCAAUGCGGUCGCUGUGAGUUCAAGUCCAGCUCAUCCUGGCUUCCUCUCCGGCCGUAAGUGGGAAGGUCUUUCAGCAACCUGCGGAUGGUUGUGGGUUUCCCCCGGGCCGUGCCCGGUUUCCACCCACCAUAAUGCUGGCCGCCGUUGUAUAAGUGAAAUAUUCUUGAAUACGGCGUAAAACACCAAUCAAAUAAAUAAAUAAAUCUACUGUAUAUGUAAUAGCUCAAUUUCCCCAAGAGCAUAGCACAGGCCUAGAUUGUUUUAUUUGGCAGUGAACAGAUCAACAUGUCAAAGGGAAGAUAUUUACCUAUUUGGAAGACAGACUAUUUAUUUUUAUAUAUAAUGUUAAGUUUUUUAGCUAGGGUUCUUAGAAUGUAUGCAAAUAUAUUCUAGCCAAAUAAUACAUUAUAAUGAUCACCCGCUGGUAGUUUGUUAGUAACAUACUGACAUGUGGUACAUGUGUAUAUGCAUUUGUAUAUGGGUGUACCUCUAUCCAAUCACCACUCCCCAUGCUUUGUUUCCAUCAUACUAUUCUAGGCUCAAAGCACCAAAAUGUUACAUGUACUGUAUUACACAUAAAGUUUAGCUUUUUUUCAAGAAAUACAUUUUUCCUUGAUUCAAACAUGUUAUAGGACCGCAAGGUUUUUCUGUUAAGGUAUUAAAUGUUGGCAUGAAAAGUGUCAUUGUGGUUUUUGUGGUUAUAAAAUUGCAUUUUAAGAGGCCAAACUUAUGGUGAAAUACACUACUGCAAUUACUCAAGGUUUACGCCUGUUUGUUUGCUUAUUAAAAUGUUUUAAAUUGCCAAAUUUAACCAUGUACU